Molecule: messenger RNA, 12095 nt
Organism: Oncorhynchus keta (chum salmon)
Lineage: Eukaryota; Metazoa; Chordata; Actinopteri; Salmoniformes; Salmonidae
Product: protein kinase C-binding protein NELL1-like
Exons: 20
Coding region: 81-2507 (808 amino acids)
Molecular function (GO): protein binding; calcium ion binding
Source: RefSeq, a predicted model, not a curated record
AGACCCGAGCAAGUGGAUUGCUAACGAAGCGAUCGACGGCGGAUAUUUCUGAGGAAACUGUACAGUUCAACUUCAUACAAAUGGAUAUUUACGUGGCUUUGUUAUCGGUAGUGCUCCUUGCGAAACCAGUUAUCGGCUUUGGAAUAGAUCCCGACUACCAGAUAGAUAUCAUCAAUGAACUUGACUUCGCAAAUGCAAUUUAUGGAAUUACCCAAGUGGCAGGGCUUCACAACAAUAGCAAAGCCUUCUUAUUUCGAGAUGUGGGGAGAGCAGUCCACGCGCCCGCCCACAUCACAGAGAAGGUGGUGGAGCUCUUCAGGAGUAAAAGUGAAUUUACCUUCCUGGCUUCCAUCCAGCAGAAGACCUCCACGUCAGGAGUCAUCUUCUCCAUCCAUGAAUCUGAACACAGUUACUUUGAGCUGGAGAGCAGUGGGCUGAGGGAGGAGAUCCGCUACCACUACCGCUACAAAGGCAAGCCUCGCUCAGAGUCCUUCCCCUACCGACUAGCCGAUGGCCAGUGGCACAAGAUAGCCCUUUCCAUCAGCGCUACACACCUAUUGCUGCAUGUCGACUGCAACAGGAUUUAUGAGCGAGUGAUAGACCCACCUCAGAUGGAUCUGACCCUGGGCAGUGGAGUGUGGCUGGGUCAGCAUAGCCACAAGCACGGCCUCUUCAAGGGUACCAUUCAGGACGUCAAAUUCAUUUUUGCUCCAAACGGCUACAUCACACAAUGUCCCAACCUCAAUCGCAGCUGUCCAACAUGCAGUGAUUUCCUGAGCCUGGUGCAAGGCAUCAUGGACCUUCAGGAGCUGCUGGCCAAGAUGACCCUAAAGCUGAACUACGCAGAGUCCAGGCUGACCCAGCUGGAGUCCUGCCGCUGUGAGAGGACGUGCAGUGCCAAUGGUGUGGUCUACAGAGACAAGGAGCGAUGGGUGGAGCCAGAGAACUGCAGGAACUGCGGCUGCAUGAACGGAGUAGUGGAGUGUCGCAGGAUAUUCUGUCCCCCAGCCAACUGCUCAGAGGACUCUCUCUCCGUGCAUGUGGAGGGCACCUGCUGCAAGAAAUGCCGACCAAAAUGCACCUAUAUGGCCCAGACUUUGUCAGAGGGCCAGCGUCUGCUAACGAAGAGGUGCACAGAAUGCAAGAACGGGAUGAUGGUGAGAGUGACAGAGAACUGUCCAGAGCUCAACUGCACCCUCAAGGAACAGAUCCUACCUGACAACAGGUGCUGUAACAUCUGCAAAGGCUAUGACUUCUGCGCAGAGGGACUCAUUUGUGGGGAAAAUUCGGAGUGUAAAAACCGGAAUACCAGAGCUGAGUGUGAGUGCAAGAGCGGCUUUGCCUCCAUCCAUGGGGACUCCACAUACUGUGAAGAUAUCGAUGAGUGUGUCACCCAGAUGCACUACUGCCAGGCUAACACGGCGUGUGUGAACCUACUCGGCAGCCAUCGCUGUGACUGUCUACCUGGCUUCAUCAGAGUGGAUGACUAUUCCUGCACAGAACAUGACGAGUGUGCCAGUGGACAGAGCUCCUGUGAUGACAAUGCCAUCUGCACCAACACCAUCAGAGGCCACCUGUGCUCCUGUAAGCCUGGCUAUGUGGGGAACGGCUCCAUCUGCACAGCAUUCUGUGAGGAGGGGUGUAGAAGCGGAGGUACCUGUGUGUCGCCCAACACCUGCGUCUGCCCCUCAGGCUUCACAGGACUCCACUGUGAGACAGACAUUGACGAGUGUGCGGAGGUCCUGAUCCAGUGCCACAUUCACUCCCGCUGUGUCAAUCUGCCGGGCUGGUACCAUUGUGAGUGCAGGAACGGUUUCCAUGACAAUGGCUCCUACCUGAUCGACGGGAGUUCCUGCAUCGACAUUGACGAGUGUGCCACGCAGACACACACCUGCUGGAACGACAGUGUGUGUGUGAACCUUCCAGGUGGUUUUGACUGUAUGUGCACAUCUGGACCGGCCUGCAGUGGAGACUGUCUUUACGAGGAGGGCCUCAAACACAACGGACAGAAGUGGAACCACAGCCAGGAUCACUGCUCCCUCUGCUCCUGCAAUGAUGGGCGCACCUUCUGCAUGAGGAGAGAGUGUCAUUGUGCGGACCCCGAGACAGACCUGUUCUGCUGUCCUGAGUGUGACUCCAGAAAGUCCAGCCAAUGUCUGCACCAGAGUGGACACAUACUGUACCGCAGCAGAGACUCCUGGAUCUACAGUUGCCAGCAGUGCCGCUGCCUGGAGGGAAAGGUGGACUGCUGGCCCCUGGCGUGUCCAGUGUUGGCAUGCAAAUACUCUGCCUUGGUGGAGGGCGAAUGUUGCCCGCACUGCGUCACUGACCCCUGCUUGGCGGACAAUAUCGCCAACGACAUCAGGCAGACCUGCCAGGACCCUGCUGGCAUCACCCGCCUCAGUAGUGCCACGUGGCCCAUGCCAGGGUCACCCUGCACCACCUGCAAGUGCAAGAAUGGAAGUGUGUGUUGCUCGGUGGAGCUGGACUGCCUUCAGAACAACUAAGCACUCCUCUUUCGGAUGCCGUACUCCUCUCCUCCUCUCCAAUCAUUCCAUUCCGCCGAUCCUAGACUGGUCAUACUGUUUGAAGACCCUACCUUUGGACCUUUUACCACACAUGCACACAAACACACACAUACGUACGCACACACACACACACUCUGGCUGGGUUAGGGAAGUGGCUAGAGCUGUGCGUUCACACUGGAUCUUAAAGUCACAAUGUAUUGCUGACAGACGGAGAGAUGGAGUUUGUGUCUGCUUAACAACUACAGGACGAGACCAACCUACAUAUAACCGUUUCCCCCCUACUUGCACCCUUAUACGUGUGUGUCCUGUAUGUUUGUGUGUGUGAGUGUGUGUACACCAGAGAAUCCAAAACUUUUUUGGCACGCGACCCCACCAUGUAAAAAAUGUAUAAUCAAGGGACGGUGUUUUUUAAUUGGGGCUAUGACAGUCUAUUAUAAAUUAGUCUGACUGUACUCAGUAUUUCAAUGUGAAGGAAGUAUGGUUUGAAGUGACAGAAAUGCAUCAGAAAUGUGUUGGGAAGUACAAAAGAUCAUCAGGCAAUGAUCUUGUUUGAUCUUCUGUGUAGAAAAGAGCAUCAUUGUUGAUGAUGCUCUUUUCCCCCCAGUCUAUAUUAGUGCCUGGUCUUGUCUAAUGAGUCCUGUGUAAACAUGUAGAAGGAGACAGAAGACACAUGCGUGUUCCUGAGAAUCGUUUGAUGGGAUCAUAAUAUUUUGUAGCUUAAAUGGAUCAAAAGAUUUGUAGGAAGAAAACAGAAACUGCUGUGUUUUUUUGCAUCGAGGGGCCACCAAAGCAAUAUUUUCCCGCAGAGUUUAUCUCAAAUCAAAUCCAAUUUUAUUGGUCGCGUACACAUAUUUUGCAGAUGUUAUCACAGGUGCAGUGAAAUGCUUUGUUUCUAGCUCCAACAGUGAAGUAAAACCUAACAAUACAAAAUAAUACAGACAAAUCCCCCCAAAAAUUGAAAGAAAGAAAGUAAGAAAUAUCAAGGUCAAAGUCUGGAAUAUAAAUGUAUAUAGUGGUGUAUUUAGACAUUAUAGACCGUAUAUGAAUAGAACAGGUAGUAAUUAUAUAGGAUGAGCCUUGACUAAAAUUGAGUAUAUACUUUUUAAAACUUUUUAAUCAAACCUUCUUUCACUAAGCAAGUCAGGAACUCUUGAAACUAGGGGGCACUGUUUUCUUUUUUGGAAAAAUAACGUUCCCAAAGUAAACAGGCUAUUUUGUCAGGACACAUGCUAGAAUAUGCAUAUACUUGACAGCUUAGGAUAGAAAACACUCUAAAGUUUCCAAAACUGCAAAAAUAGUGUCUGUGAGUAUAACAGAACUGAUAUUGCAGGCGAAAGCCUGAGAAAAAUCCAAUCAGGAAGGGACUCUUAUUUAGAAAGCUCUUGCGUUCCUAUGCGUCCCUAUUGAGCAGUGAAUGAGAUAUCAACAAUAUUCCCUUUUCUAUGACUUAGCUAAUGUGUCUAGUGUCACAAUACAUAGUUUCAGGCUUUUAUUUUGAAAAAUGAGCCUGAACGACAACAUUGCGUCAGUGGUCAGCUGGAGGCUCUCAGAGUGUUUUGUGCGUAAAAGACAAAUGCAGCCAUUGUUUCUUUCUUUCCUGCUAAGAAGCCACCUGUCCCGGUUGAUAUAUUAUCGAAUAGAUAUUUGAAAAACACCUUGAGGAUUGAUUAUAAAAAAUGUUUGCCAUGUUUCUGUCGAUAUUAUGGAUCUAAUUUGGAAUAUUUAGUACAAACAGAGGUGUUUCGGCUAUAAAAAAUAAUCUUUAUGGGACAAAAUGAACAUUUGCUGUCUAACUGGGAGUCUCGUGAGUGAAAACAUCCGAAGCUCAUCAAAGGUAAACGAUUUAAUGUGAUUGCUUUUCUGAUUUUCGUGACCAAGCUGCCUGCUGCUAGCUAGGCAUAAUGCUAUGCUAGGCUAUCGUUAAACUUACACAAAUGUCUUGUCUUGCUUUGGCUGUAAAGCAUAAUUUCAAAAUCUGAGAUGACAGGGUGAUUAACAAAAGGCUAAGCUGUGUUUCAAUAUAUUUCACUUGUGAUUUCAUGAAUAUUAAUAUUUUCUAGUAAUAUUUUUUGUCCGUUGUGUUAUGCUAAUUAGUGUCAGUUGAUGACAAUUCUCCCGGAUCCGGGAGAGGGAGUUCCAAGAGGUUGAACAAAUUCUUAUUUACAAUGACGGCCUAUCAAAAGGCCUCCUGUAAGGACAUAACACACAUCAAGUUGAGAGACAACACAACACUACAAAGAGAGACCUAAGACAACAACAUAGCACGGUAGCAACACAACAUGACAACAACACAACAUGGUAGCAGCACUAAACAUAGUACAAACAUUAUUGGACACAGCACAAAGGGCAAAACAAUACAUCACGAAAAGCAGCCACAACUGUAAGUAAGUGUCCAUGAUUGAGUCUUUGAAUGAACAGAUACAACUGUCCAGUUUGAGUGUUUGUUGCAGCUCAUUCCAGUCGCUAGCUGCAACGAACUGAAAAGAGGAGCGACCCAGGGAUGUGUGUGCUUUGGGGACCUUUAACAAAAUGUGACUGGCAGAAUGGGUGUUGUAUGUGGAGGAUGAGGGCUGCAGUAGAUAUCUCAGAUAGGGGGGAGAGAGGCCUAAGAAGGUUUUAUAAAUAAGCAUCAACCAGUGGGUCUUGUGAAGGGUAUACAGAGAUACCCAGUUUACAGAGGAGUAUAGAGUGCAGUGAUGUGUCCUAUAAGGAGCAUUGGUGGCAAAUCUGAUGGCUGAAUGGUAAAGAACAUCUAGCCGCUGGAGAGCACCCUUACCUGCUGAUCUAUAAAUGAAGUCUCUAAUCUAGUGUGGGUAAAAUGGUAAUCUGAAACGGUUAGUUUGGCAGCUGGGAUGAAAGAGGAGCGAUUAUGAUAGAGGACACAAGUCUAGAUAUAACUUUAGCCUGCAACUUUGAUAUGUGCUGAGACAAGGACAGUGUACCAUCUAGCCAUACUCCCAAGUAUUUGUAUGAGGUGACUAACUCAAGCUCUAAACCUUCAGAGGUAGUAAUCACACCUGUGGGGAGAGGGGCAUUCUUCUUACCACACCACAUGACCUUUGUUUUGCAGGUGUUUAGAACAAGGUUAAGGGCAGAGAAAACUUGUUGGACACGAAGAAAGCUUUGUUGUAGUGCAUUUAACACAAAAUCUGGGAAGGAGCCAGCUGAGUACAAGACUAUCAUCUGCAUAUAAAUGGAUGAGAGAGCUUCCUACUGCCUGAGCUAUGUUGUUGAUGUAAAUUGAGAAGAGCGUGGGGCCUAGGAUCGAGCCUUGGAGUACUCCCUUGGUGACAGGCAGUGGCUGAGACAGCAGAUGUUCUGACUUUAUACACUGCACUCUUUGAAAGAGGUAGUUAGCAAACCAGGCCAAAGACCCCUCAGAGACACCAAUACUCCUUAGCCGGCCCGCAAGAAUGGAAUUGUCUACUGUAUCAACAGCUUUGACAAUGUCAAUAAAAUAGCAGCACAACAUUGCUUAGAAUCAAGGGAAAUGGUGACAUAAUUUAGGACCUUUAAAGGUUUGAGUGACAGAUCCACAACCUGAGCGGAAACCAGAUCGCAUACCAAAGAGAAUACUAUAGACAUCAAGAAAUCCAGUCAGUUGAUUAUUGACACGUUUUUCCAACACUUUUGAUAAACAGGACAAAAUAGAAAUAGGCCUAAAACAGACAGGAUCAGGUUGAUCUCCCCCUUUAAAUAAAGGACGGACCGUGGCUGCCUCCCCAGAGAGGAGAGACAUGUUAAAAAGGUCAGAGAUAGGCUUGGCGAUGAUAGGGGCAGCAACCCUGAAGAGGAAAGGAUAUAAACCAUCUGACCCAGAUGUUUUUUUAGGAUCAAGUUUAAGUAGCUCCUUUUGCACUUCGGACUCAGUGACCGCCUGCAGGGAGAAACUUUGUAGCGGGUCAGGGGGAAAGGGAGGAGCAUUGGGGCAAGUCGCAUUGGAAGGGGUGGGAGAUGGGGAACUUUCUUUGACGAGCAAGGAGUCAUGGCUGAGUCAAAUAGGAAUCCUGAGUUAUGAAGGGGUGAUUAAAGAGCUCAGCCAUGUGCUUCCUGUCAGUAACAACCACAUCAUCAACAUUAAGGGACAUGGGCAGCUGUGAGGAGGAGGGUUUGUUUUCCAGAACUUCUUGGGAUUAGACCCACAAAGAGAGAACUGCUCUUUAAAGUAAGCAAUUGUUUGGGGACAGACUUGGUGGAGACAACUGAGCACUGAAGGUGAUCCUUGGUAAAGAUUGCCACUUCCCCACCUUUGGUAGAACUGUCUUGCCGAAAAAGGUUAUAACCAUAAAUGUUAACUUCAGUAUUCAAAACACUCUUCCUUAAUAACAACGUCUCAGUAAUGAACAACACAUCUGGAUUGAACUGUGAACCCACACUUUCAAUUGAUCCAUUUUAGGUAAUGAGCUUCUAGUGUUAACGUGCAGAAAAGCCAGGCUUUUACGAGAUCAGAAAUCAGUGUCGCAGAUAUCAGAGCACAAGUCAGAAUUGGGGCUAGCAACAGUAGAUAGGCCACGGUGUACAUGCACAUUUCCAGAUAUUAUCAACAGUAAUACAAUAAAGACAUGGCAGAGGACAGGGAGAGCUCUGCAGUGUUGAUUUAUGACAUUUGAAUGUGCAUUAGAUGGCAACAAGAUCAUAUUGUAUAGCAAUUUCAUCAGGUAACAUGAAUGCAAAGCCGGCGAGAGGUGGUUGAAUAGAUUUGGAGGCUAAAAGUCUGUGUAGCCAAUAGAGUCAGAGUCCCAAGUCUGUCCCACGGUUGGGUAAACAGGAAAGUUCAUAGUCAACAAAUUCAGGAAUCAUGAGGCAAAUAGCAAAAUAGCGACUUGUGGCUAGCCAUGGUAAGUUCAGUGUCACUCACCCCAACAGUGCGUGUGUACUGGAGGUGAGCGAAAGCUCGGGAGAGGGGGGAGUGUGGUGGGGGUACCUGUACCAGACAGGGGGAGACAAGCCAGGGCAGACAGUGAACAGAUUGUCAGCUGGAAUUUAAGCAGCAGUGCAGCAGUCAAUGGGAGUAGGUGUCACACCCACUUGGGAGAAUAUAUCAUUAUAAUGUACUUUAUUUUGAAUUUUUCUUCUUCUUGGCUUUCAAAAUAGCAUCAGACCAAACAUUACUCACUCAGAUCCACGCCAGAGCACUCUCUGUAUAGUUUUUAAAAAAGGAAUCAUUGGUAGUAGUAAUCCUUCCAGGUAAUUUUGUCAAAAACUAGGUUGUAGGUUUGGCGUUUUGAUCUGAAGGGAAGGUUAUGCUGUGGAGGGCAUAUGAAGUGGGUAAAAUGGUAUGUAAACAUUAUUAAAGGGACCAGUGUUCGAUGACUAUAUACAUAGAGCAACAAUACGUAUCUAAGGUGCAGGUAGAGUACCAGGUGGUAGCCGGCUAGUAACAAUGACUAAGGUGCAGGAUACUGGGUGGAGGUGACUAUUUAACAGUCUGACGGCCUGGAGGUAGAAGCUAUUUUUCAGUCACUGGGCCCCAGCUUUGAUGAUCCUUUACUGUCUACGCCUUCUGGAUGGCAGCGGGGUGAACAGGCCGUGGCUCGGGUGGCCCUUGAUGAUCUUAUUGGCCUUCCUGUGACACCGGGUGCUGUAGAUGUCCUGGGUGGCAGGCGGUGUGCCCCCGGUGAUGCAUUGGCCUGAUCGCACCACCCUCUGAAGAGCACUGCGAUUACGUUAAGGGGGAGGUUAUUUUUCUGGCACCAGUAUGCCAGGGCCCUCACCUUCUCCAUUUAGGCUGUCUCAUCAUUGUUGGCGAAGCAAGUGGGACAACAGAUGGGGAUAGAGAGAUCGAAUAUGUCCGUAAACACUUUAGCCAGCUGGUCUGCACACGCGGCUAGGGAUGCCGUUUGGGCCGGCAGCCUUGCGAGGGUUAACACACUUAAAUGUCUUACUCACGUCGGUCACAGAGAACGAGAGCUCACAGUCCUUGUGUUUUCCUCGAAGUGGGAAAAGAAGGUGUUUAGCUUGUCCGGGAGUGAGGUGUCGGUGUCUGCGACGUGGCUAGCUUUCCCUUUUAUAAUCCGUGGUUUUCCCUCCCACAUACAUCUCAUGUCUAAGCUGUUGAAUUGCGACUCCACUUUCUCCAUGUAACGUUGUAUUGCAUCUUUGAUAACCUUACGGGGGCAUAGCUGGUCUGUUUAUACACGUCCAUGUUCCCAGUCACCUUGCCGUGGUUAAAUGCGGUUGUUCUCACUUUCAGUUUUGCAUCAAUGCUUCCAUCUAUCCACAUUUUUUGGUUUGGAUAAGUUCCAAUCGUCAUAGUGGGAACAACAUGCACUUCAUGAUGAACUCACCAAGUCAGUGUAUACAGUUUUACUAUUCUCAGAGGCAACCCGGAAAAUUUCUCAGUCCGCGUGAUUAAAACAAUAUUGAAGCAAAGAUUCCAAUUGGUCAAGACCAAUGUUGAACCUUUGUUACCAUGGGUGGUUCCCAUUGAAAUUUCUGCCUAUAGGAGGGGAAGAGCAAAAUUGAGGUGUGAUCUGAUUUGCAGAAGGGAGAGAGGGGGAAUAGGAAUGUUCAACAGUACUCGACUAAGUGAGUAGCACAGAAGAUGUGUUGAUAGAACUUUGGUAGUGUUUUCUUCAGAUUUCCUUUAUUAAAGGCCACAGCUACAAUAAAGGUGGCCGGGGGAUAUGCGGUUUCCAGUUUGCAAAACGGCCAGUGGAGUUCCUUGACAGCUGUCGCAGGGUCUGCUUGGGGGAAUAUACACGGCCGGGAGGUAAUGAAGUCGGUAUUUGAUGGUGAGGUAUUCAGAUUUGGAGAAUAGAGAGGAGAGGGUGGGGCUUAUUAAGGUUGAGAAGUAUGGCCCUCUUUCUGCUAAUCAGAAGCUCUUUCUCUCUUUUCUCAUCCCCUCGCCCUCUCUCCCAUUUAUUCACUAGGGAUGGGGAAUGCCAGGGACCUCACGGUACGAUAUUAUCAUGAUACGUAAGUGCAGAUUCGAUAUGUAUUGUGAUUCCAUAUGCAUUGUGAUUGUAUACUGUAUGUAUCACGAUUCUGUAUGUAUUGCGAUUCAAUGCGAAGUUGUCUGCUCCAGAGGGACAAGAAAGAGCCAUGACAAAACAAGUUUUGAUCAGUCAUGGAAACGAAAGUGCUAAAAACAUGUUGGAUCACCAUUUAAAAAGAACAUUGAGACUAAGCUAUAAAUCGUAAAAAUAAUACUGCAAUACUCUACCGCAUGGAUCUCCAACUCUGCUUCUGGAGAGCUGCCGUCCUGUAGGUUUUCACCUCAAACCUAAUGUAGCGCACCUGAUUCUAAUAAUUUGCUGGUUGAUAAGCUGAAGUUAGUUAUAACUGGGGUUGAACCGAAAGCCUACAGGAGGGUAGCUCUCCAGGAACGGGGUUGGAAAGCCCUGCUCUACUACAGUAUAUCGAUAUAUUUUUUUCCCCCAUCCCUACUAUUCACCCGGUGUAACAGUGUCCCUCUCUUCCCUCUCAUUCCCCCACAUCUCCUUCUUACCUAGCCUCCAACACUGUCACUCUGUACUCUCUUUCUUCACAACCUCUCUUUAUUUUUCAUAUGUCUGCCCAUUGUAGAUCUCUUUCGCUCCCAUCUUCCUCUCUCCUCUUUUCUCUUCUUCUUCCUGACUUUGUGUCCUCCCGUAUUUCCAGUGCUCCCUGUCAAAGCAAUCAGAGCAACAUGUAAUAGGUUGAGUGGGGGCUAGGAGGCACACGAUAGGUUGUCCAGGAGCUUGAGGGUAUGUUAUUGGUUAGGCAGGACCAAUGACACUGCUGUGAGGUAGUCAACUAUCCUCUAUCAAACCAUUUUGCAACUUGUUUUUAAAUUCAAAUGUGAGUUUCUUAUUGAACAAAUUCAGGUAGUACCUCCCCUUUUUGGUCUAUUUUCUUCUGUUUGGUUUUUACUGAAUACGACCCAGAAAGAAUAGAAAGCUUUUUGAGCUCUUUGAAAAGCGGCAUAAAAAUUCUUAUCCAAUAUCAUUAUUGUCGUCGUCAUGUGUUAGUGUUAAAUCCAGAUUGAGCACACGAUGUGUUUGUCCCACCUGAUCUGAGGUCAGCCCUGCUGUAUGGUGGUACAAUGGAUGUGUUGUCUUUUCCUAGAGAGCCAAUCUACAGCAUUUAAUAUGGGCACUGAUGUCCCUGAUGUCUUGUAGGUUCUACAAGGAGUAUACAUGAAGCUUUGUUUGUCAUGGAUGUGGACUUUCCCUGUCUUUGCGCUAUAUCGAGAUGCACAUUUAUGGUUGACAUUUUAGCAGUGUAAAAAACACAGCGCUAUUGUCAAUCGUCAAAAAAACACCUGCCUCGCAGAUACUAUGUGCGGCAUUGCAACUGCAUGAUGGAUAAACAAUCAGCACAAACAUUGCAGAAGAAAGGUUUUUAAAUGUAUUCAUUGAAAAUGUCAAAGUCACACUAACUUGAUGGUUGUUUGGCGUUUACAAAAUGGUACCCUUUGUACCAACCACAAUAUCUAUGUUUUUUCAUUUUGUUGUUGGUCUUAAUUUGCACUGGGUGUCUUGUUUCUGAUAGAAUGCUUUGUGAACAUUCACAAUCCCAAUCACACCAGCCUCUUGUACAAAUUAAAAUCUAAACUGUGAAAGGAAUACAUAAAGAAAUGAGAAAACUUGGAAAGUGAAUAUUUGUUGAAAAAAUAAAAAAAUAUAUAUAAUGAUACAACAAUUGCCAUUGAAAACCAUGGGGCAAUACUUGAGAAGAUAAGCAACCAUUUAAAAUUAAAGUUUCUCCGGCACAAAAAUUGAAGUCGUCAAUUUACUUGCAAGUGACAGAUCGUAUAAAACUGCACACAUUAGCCCUAUGCUAACCUAAUCAGGUGGCAGUGAUUAUACCCUGGAACAAGUUCUGCAUCAGCCAAUUAAAAUCGUUGACGUAGUUAGAAAUGUUCCAAACAGUUCAACAGCAUCAUUAAAGCAACAAUCACAUGUAUUUGAGUGACUGGUCAAACUGCUCUCUGUGUAAAGUGCCUAGUCCUUGAAAUGUAGAUUUACAUAUAUUGUGUUUGUGUUGAAAAGGGAUGGAGUCAUCUGCUUGAAAAGGAAGAGAUACCUCUUUUAGCCUUGCCCGAAAUACCCAUACUUGCGUCCUAAAUAGUAGGCCGUUUGAAUAUUCGAAAAAUUAAGUUUAAUAGUAAUUAAGUUUAAUAAUAAUAAAUAACACUUAUUUUCCACCAUAAUUAGCAAAUAAAUUCAUUAAAAAUCCUACAAUGUGAUUUUCUGGAUUUUUUUCCCUCAUUUUGUCUGUCAUAGCUGAAGUGUACCUAUGAUGAAAAUUACAGGCCUCUCUCAUCUUUUUAAGUGGGAGAACUGGCACAAAUACUGGUGGCUGACUAAAUACUUUUUUGCCCCACUGUAUUUAAUGAACGGAUCAAACCUUAGCAGUCAUUCUUAUCUCGUUCCCAAUUAUCAGUGCUUUCAUUUAUUAUGUUGCUGUCCAGCGGUUCUAAAUUUGCAAUUCAUGCGACUGUCCACAUUUUCUGUACAACAGCUUUUUGAUUUUAACAUUUGAAAACGUUUUGGUGUGUAUACUAGGUUAUUUGAUUACAUUUAUGUACGGUAUGUUACAGCACUUUGGUUUCACUAAUAAAUAUGUUGAAAUGGAAUCAAA